GUAUAUACAUUUUGGGCAGAUAAUGAAUGAUGACCCAUCAUGAGGUCAAUUUUUUUUUUGUGUCAAAGAUAGAAAUGUAUUGCAUAGGAUUAGAAAAUAUAGGCCUAAGUUCUACUGCAACCCAAACAGCUAGCCAAACCAAACAGGACCAAGCCCUUACAAUCAAACCCAGGCAGAAAACAUAGGCCCAUAAGCUCAUGAACAGUGAAACCAUACCAACCUAAACUAGAAGGAAGCUUGAAGCGUUGCCGGUGAGAGAGGGUUGAAGCAGCACGACUGAGAAGAGGCAAGGUGUUCUAUAGCUGAGUCUAUUCCACCAUCAAAAUAAGAGAAGCUCAACAAACUCAAAGAUGAUAACAAAAACUACCGAUGGCCUUUACUGAGAGAACAUGAAAGCUCAAGGUUGUAUACAAAUUGCAUGUCCGAAGGAAAUAAAGAAGAAGUGAAGCCCCAACUCAAACAAGGAUCACCAUCCACAAGCACCCUUACCAGCUUCAAAGUUCAAACAACCAAGAAAAGAAAGGAAGGGGGAUGAGGUAUCGCUCACGGUUUAUUUUUUGCGUUAAGGGUCAGAGAUUCAUAGAGGCGACUGCAACAUGAGAGCAUCUAAUAGGUCACCAAACCCAGAAAACCGCUCCAGAUUAAGCCUCCUUAAGCCUGAAACAGAAGCAGAUCAAGAAGGUGAAGCUCUCAUGCAGAUUUGCAAACAAGAAAAGGAAAAAGAACACAUCAUGCAGAAUCAAAGUAAGUUCUCUCUUCAAUGCCCUGAUCUGCCAAGAAACCAGAAGAAACUAUCAACAUUCCACCCAAUGAUGGGGAGGACGACUCGCAACCAGGUGGAGAGCAACCUUCUCUUGCUCGGAGACCUGCAAAGAAACUAGGACAGAAGCCUAGAGAAAAACUCCAGAAGGGGGGAUUCUCUCUCUACACUAGAAACAACUAAUUUUACCAAAAGCAUGUCAAUAAUAAAUAUGGCUCUUGGAUAUAUCUUGUCAACUAUGAAUCAUUAAGAUAACUAUCAUAGUACAAAAUGUGAAAAUGCAUAGUUUGAAAAAAGAAAUAAUUUGUAAAACAAAAUUCAAAUGAAUUUUCAAUUAAUCAUACAUGGCUUUUAUUCUUUAAAAAAAUUAUUUUUUAACAUGGGAUAAGAAAUAAUGCCUCAAAUGCUGCAUUGUAAUUUGAAACUAUAUGCGGACAUGGUAGCUCUGAAUUGAUAAUCAUAAAUCACAUUCACUCAAGAAUCCAAUUUCCUGCAUGACUCAGCAUACGACACCAUUCUUUUAUCACAAUAAUAUUUCAUUGGAUGAAAUCCAUUUAUCAACCUAUGAGACAAAGCGGGUCGUCUUCUACGAAAAAAAUUAAAUGGGACCCAAUUUCCGGCCACAUUUAGCAUAAAAGUUCAGAAGCACAUUUUGGACAAACACAAUUAGCCUUCAAGACAGAAGAAAGGUUUGAGAUUUUCUUACGAUUUGGUUCUUGUUAAUUUUCAUUUAUUAAAUUAAUAAGAAGGGAUUGUCAGAAAGAAAGGAGUCCCUAAUCGCUGCAGAACAUGCAAUAGGUAGACUAUGAGAUGUGAAAAAUGAGACUAACAAGGUUGUCUCAGAAGAACCCACAAAAGAACACAAACAAUGACCAUCAAAAUUUCAUCAAACAAAACUCUCGCUCGUGCCACGCGAAUGCACACCAGCCAAAUUGGUAUUUCCUCAUCAGGAAAUACAUCCAUCAAGGAUCACAAAGAGAAGCAUUACUUUUAUAUAAUCAAAUUCGCUGUAAAGGAGUUUACAUACUGGGUUUAGUGCCUGCAGUUCUUAAAGCUUGCGCUUCUGCCUCUAUUUUAAAAUAUGGAAAAUGUUUGCAUGGUGAGGCAAUCAAGAAAGGGGUGGAUUUUGAUGUAGUGAUUGGAACUUCGUUGGUUGACAUGUAUGGGAAAUCCGGGGAUAUAUUUAAUUCGCGUAAAGUGUUUGAUUGUAUGCCUGAGAGAAAUGUUGUCACAUGGAAUGCGAUGAUUGGUGGAUACAUUAGAAAUGGAGAUAUGAAAUCCGCGUCAGCUUUAUUUGAGAAAAUGUCUACAAGGACUGCGGUUACUUGGAUUGAAAUGAUUCAUGGGUUCGCAGGGAGUGGAGAUUUGGUUACUGCUAGGUAUUUGUUCGACCAGGUACCUCCUGAUUUGAAGAAUGUGGUAACAUGGAGUGUGAUGGUUGAUGGAUAUGCAAGCAAAGGACUGAUGGCGGAAGCAAGGGUUCUUUUCGAAGAGAUGCCCGAGAGGAAUUUCUUCUCAUGGUCAUCAAUGGUUUCAGGGUAUUGCAAAAUAGGUAACGUCAAGGAGGCCAGGGCUGUUUUUGAUCGAGUUCCAAUUAGGAACUUGGUAAAUUGGAAUUCUCUAAUUUGUGGGUAUACGCAAAAUGGGUUUUGUGAGGAAGCCCUGGAAGCGUUCAGAAAGAUGCAAGCUGAUGGAUUUGAACCUGAUGAAGUCACAGUUGCGAGUAUUUUAUCUGCUUGUGCCCAGCUGGGUCUGUUGGAUGUUGGUAAAGAUGUUCACCACAUGGUAUAUGAUAAAGGGAUACAGCUCAAUCAGUUUGUUAUGAAUGCAUUAGUUGACAUGUAUGCAAAAUGUGGGGAUUUAACUAAUGCGAGAUCGAUCUUUGAAGGGAUGACCUCUAAAAAUAGUGCCUGUUGGAAUGCUAUGAUAUCAGGUUUUGCCAUUCAUGGGCAGUGCAAAGAAGCUCUUGAUUUUUUCAGGAGGAUGGAAGAGUCAAAUGAGAAACCUGAUGAGAUAACAUUUUUAUCUGUCCUCUCUGCUUGUGCACAUGGGGGAUUCAUAGAUGAAGGUUUGGAGAUUUUCUCUAAGAUGGAGAAGUGUGGAUUAGCAGCAAGCAUCAAGCAUUACGGCUGCGUGGUUGAUCUUCUGGGGCGUGCAGGAAGACUACAAGAUGCUUAUCAGUUCAUUAAGAAAAUGCCAAUGAAACCAAAUGAUGCAGUUUGGGGUGCUUUGCUUGGAGCUUGUCGUGUUCAUUUGGAUAUGGAUAUGGUAGAGCAAGUGAUGGAAGAGGUUAGAAGAGAAGAGUGCAGUAUAGAUUCUGGCAAUGAUCCACAUUGUGUUCUGCUGUCGAAUGUAUUUGCUGCUUCUGAUAGUUGGGAGAAGGCUGAAAGGAUGAGGAUUGUUAUGGUGAAUAAAGGGCUUCCUAAGAUACCAGGACGCAGCUCAGUUGUGCUUGUGAAUACAGAGCAAUAAUAUUGCUUGUACCAAGUUAACUGCCAUAUAAAGUGGACCACCAUCCAUUUUUUGGAGAAAAGGUCUCUGUAAAACUCAAAGACACUUGUAAAAGAUGUGAUUCCACAUCUAGGCAAAGCGACAACGUUGUUGCACACUCCUUAUGUCCAGUGAUCACCAGAAGAAAGAUGAGCAUUUCACUUGCUGUGCUUUUAAGUUGGAUGGGACAUUAGCUCCCCAGUAGACUAGAGAAGUCUAGUUUUUGGUCCAGGUUUAACCUUGUUAUGCCGCUCCUUGUUGCUAAUGUUCAAUCAUGCAAGGCUGGUCAGCAGAAGAAAGAGGGAAAUAUAUGGCAACAUCACCUGCUCUGCUUUUCAAUCAAAAGGGGACACCCCCUCUGAACUGCGACAGACUUGAGGAAUGCAAUGCUUCGCAAUCGACUAAAAGGUGAUGUGGUGCAUGAGGUUUUCCAUAUUGUAGGCUGUGAGGGGCCAAAUGCUCGGCAAAGCUAAGAGUUAAAAAUGCAAUUGCCAAGCAGCUGGACCUGGAUUUUUUAUUCCCAUAUGUAUGGAGGUGCUGCAGACUUAACAUCUGGGACUUUUUUCUCAAAAAAUACAUCCAGAGUAUAUAU
Molecule: messenger RNA, 3842 nt
Organism: Manihot esculenta (cassava)
Lineage: Eukaryota; Viridiplantae; Streptophyta; Magnoliopsida; Malpighiales; Euphorbiaceae
Product: pentatricopeptide repeat-containing protein At3g21470
Exons: 1
Coding region: 1580-3232 (550 amino acids)
Biological process (GO): RNA modification
Molecular function (GO): RNA binding; protein binding
Source: RefSeq, a predicted model, not a curated record